AUGUUCUGCGCGGACGGGCGCGUGCGGGUGUGGCGGCUGCGGACGGGGAAGCUGCGGAGAAGCUACGACGAGAGCCUGGAGGUGGCCCACGAGCUGCAGAAGAGCGGGCCCGAGGCGCUGCAGCUGGAGGACAUCGACUUUGGGCGGAGAUACGCGCUGGAGAAGGAGAUACGCGCGCAGGGCGACGCCGUGCCGGCCCCGAGCGUGCUGUUUGACGAGAGCGGCAACUUCGUUAUCUACCCCGCGCUCAUAGGCAUCAAGGUGGUCAACCUGGUCAGCAACGCGGUGUCGCGCGUCCUGGGAAAGGUGGAGAACUCGGAGCGCUUCCUGAGGCUGGCCCUCUACCAAGGGGUGCCCAAGAAGGCCGGCUUGGGGGCUUCCGGGUCAGACGCUGGCGCACCCACUUGCGCGCCUGGCAGCCGUCGGUGCUAA
This is a messenger RNA of Monoraphidium neglectum, 432 nucleotides long. Its product is annotated as peptidylprolyl isomerase domain and WD repeat-containing protein 1. Bases 1 to 432 code for a protein of 143 amino acids. The transcript is spliced from 5 exons. Lineage: Eukaryota; Viridiplantae; Chlorophyta; Chlorophyceae; Sphaeropleales; Selenastraceae. The record is from RefSeq and is a predicted model, not a curated record.